Aphidius gifuensis is the source of this 18225-nucleotide messenger RNA. RefSeq names its product microtubule-associated protein futsch-like. Gene Ontology annotation, cellular component: microtubule; synapse; neuronal cell body. The transcript has 5 exons. Gene Ontology annotation, biological process: regulation of microtubule depolymerization; microtubule cytoskeleton organization; dendrite development. NCBI's taxonomy places the organism in Eukaryota, Metazoa, Arthropoda, Insecta, Hymenoptera, Braconidae. The record is from RefSeq and is a predicted model, not a curated record. The coding region runs from base 94 to 16383 and encodes 5429 amino acids. Gene Ontology annotation, molecular function: actin binding; microtubule binding.
AGUCCUUUUGACCUUUUCCUUUGGACAAUUUUUUGUUAAAUUUAUAUUGAAUUUUUUUAAGGUGAGAAAAGAAAAAAAAAAAUAAAUAUUGUCAUGGAUUUGGGAAAGGAUAAGGGUGAUCCUGGUGAUGCUGAUAAAUCAUCAGUACCAUUGAGUGAUAGUCCAAUAAUGGCAUCAACAAUACCAGGACCUCAUCCACCACCAUCACCAUUAAGUGGAUGUUAUCUUCUCGUUGUGCUUCCUGAGCCUCAUACUGCACAACACAAAGAUCUUAUUCUCAAUCGUGUUGCCAAAGGAUUUUUAUCAUGGGAUAAAGACAGUGUUCAUGUUGAUUUGGAAAAAGAGCUUCAGGCACUGGUUGCCCAAUCUCCUGAAGGCGAGGAAGCUAGAAAUGGAGAACGUCUAAUACAAUAUGCAACUGAAAAUCUUGUAACAGAGAUACUAAUUCAUCCACAAAUAAAUACACUAUUACAGUGUAUUAGAAAUCUUCUUGCUAGUUUUACAAAGCAUCGUCAUAUUAUUCACGCUGGAUAUACAUUUGGUGAAAAUGGUUCCUGGAUACUGCAGGAUGGAACCUUUAGUGUUGCUGACUUUUUGGAUGCAUUUAGUGAGCAUGAUGUUCAGCGUGUAUUGCGUGCAUAUGAAAAUAGCAUAACAGUUGAUAUAAAUUGUUGUGAAAUUGGUGAAUGGUCAACAAAACGUUUUACAAAAGAACAAUGUACAAGAUCAUGCAGAGUUAGAUUAAAUCCAGAUGACAUAUUAACACGUGAUUUAUCAGCAAUAAUAAAUUUUACAAAAUACAUUGAACAAUAUCUUGUACCACAAACACUUGAUGAAUUAAUGAAACCAUCAGAUGUUGUUGGUAAUAUACGUUUUAGUCAUCCAACUUUAUAUGUCUUCCCUGGUGGUCAAGGUGAUGCAGCUUUAUUUGGUAUAAAUGGCUUUAAUAUGCUUGUUGAUGGUGGUUUUUCACGUAAAUCAUGUUUUUGGGAUUUUACAAGACAUUUGGAUAGACUUGAUGCUGUUUUAUUAACACGUAUUAAUAAUAGUAAUGCUGUUGGAAUGUCAAGUAUAUUAAAAAAAAAACAUGAUAUGCAAGUUUAUCCACAAAUUGGUCAUUUUUUUUGUAAUUUAGUUGAAAGAAAAAACAAUGAUUUAUCAACAAAUAAUUAUGAUGAUCCAUUGAUACUUAGUUUAACAAAAAUUGGACAAGAUAUGAUGCUUAAUUUAAAACAUAUUAAUUUACAACCACAUCCAUGCUAUCGUCAUCCAGAUCCAAUAAAUCUUUAUCAUAAAGUUGGACAUGGUACAUUGGACAUGUAUGUACUUAGUCCAAAUAAAGAUUCACGUGAAGUACGUGAAUUUUUAACAAAAUGGAAAUUAGGUGAUUGUAAAAUAUUUGAAAAUUCACAUAAAAAAGAUAAUAAUAUUAUUAAUUUUCCAAUACAAAAUAUGAUAUCAAUAUGUGCAUUAUUAAUAUGGCAACCAGCAAAUCCAAAUGACACAAUAACACGUAUAUUAUUUCCUGGUAGUACACCACAAAAUAAAAUAUUUGAAGGUAUGGAAAAAUUAAAACAUCUUGAAUUUUUAAAAUAUUCAACUUGUACUGCUAAAACAAUAUCAUCAUCAUCAACAACAUCAAUGACUACAUCAACAAUUAUUCAAGGUAUCAAGGAUACAAAUAAUAAACCAAUCAAGCAUAAACUUGCUUCACUUGAACGUGAUACAACAACAACAACAACAACAACAGCAACAAAACGUUAUAGUAGUAAUAGUAAUAAUAAUACUACUGAAAUGAGAAAGCAAAAACGUGAAACGAAAACUGAAACUAAUGACAAGGUUGAAAAAAUUCAUGAAAAAAAUGAUAAAAUAAUUGAUGUUAAGUCAACCAAAAAAUCAAUGACCAAUGAAAAUAAUAAAAAAAUUGAUACAAAUAUUGAUGAAAAUAAAACAAAUAAAUUAAUUAUUGAAAAAAAAGAUAAGGAAUUGAAAAAGACUGAGAUUACAAAAAUUGAAAAGACUGGAAUUAAAGAUACUACUAAAAUAAGUAGUAAUAAAAAUGAUAAAAAAGGAAAAGAUGAUACAACUAAAGAACAACAACAACAACUUCCACAAAGAUUUAUAACUGGUAAAACUGGUGAAACUAAAAUAAUUAGUGAUAAAAAAAUAAAAGAUAAACCAAUAACUAAAAAAGAUACAACACGUUCAAAUGUAACAUCAACUAAACAAGAACAACAAAAAAUGACAUCAUCAACAACAACAGCUACAACAAAGUCAACAGCUAAAUCAAGUACCAAGACAUUUUCAGCUGCACCAAAAAGUACUAAAGAUGCUAAUAAUAGAAAAGUACUUGAACAAAAAAAUAAUGAAAAAACUACAACAAUGACAAGUCGAGCAACAUCAGCUAAACAAAAACCAGCACCACCAAUUGCAUCAGAAAAAAAACCAGUACCACGUAGACCAAGACCAACAGCAGCUAGUAGUCCAAGUAAAACUCGUAGUCCAAUAAAAUCAGUUAAAAAUCCAGUUGUUCAUAGAACUGAAAAAGACAGUGCAAUAAGAAGAAUUAAAACAGAUAAAGGAAUAAUUGAUACAUCAACAUCAUCAACACCAUCAGCAAUUGAGCCAGAUUCAUUAAUAAAAUAUACAGAUAAAUGUUUAACUGAAAAAUCAGAAGACAUGUCUCUGGAUUCAAUUGAAAGUAAAGUAUUGGCAGAUAUGAAAGAAGAAAGACAAGUUGUUGAAGAAAUUGAAGCUGUAUUACAAAAAGCUGAAAGAAUUGAGGGAACUCAAAAAAUUGAUGAUGAAAUUACUGUUGAUAUAACUGGUGAUAAAAAAGAUUUAACUGAAGAUAUGACUGAGGAUGAUGUUACUGCUGAUAUUGAUGAAAUACCAAAUAGAAAAUCACCAACAAGUAAAAUAAGUCAUGAACAAUUUACUGAAGAUGAUGAUGAAUAUUUAAUUAUUGAAAAAGAAGAAAUUUAUACUGAAGAUUCAGUACAAAGUGGUGAUCAUGAAAAAAAACAUUAUCUUGAUGCUGUUGAAUCAGAAAAAAUUAAAAUAAUUGAUAAAAAAAUUGAAAGUGAAGAAGAAGAAGAAGAAGAAUUUGAUGGUGAUGAUGAAGAAGAAUCUGGUGCUGAAGAAAAAGAAGUUGCUGAAGAAAAAGGAAUAAUUGAAGAUCGUGAAAAAAGUAUUGAUUUAUCUGAUAAAAAAGUAAUUGAUGAAAAAAUUAAAUCACCAAUUAUUGAUGAUGAUGAUGAACAAAAUAAAAUUAGUUCAACAAAUGAAAUAAUAAAAAAAAGUGAUGAUAAAGAUGAUUCAGGUAAAAAAGAUAGUGAUGAUUUAAAAGAAAUAACAAGUUUAAGUCCAGAAAAACUUGAUUCAUCAGAAAAAAAAACAGAUACUGAUAUUAAACCAGAUAUUGAUUUAAAAAUGAAAGAAAAAUUAGAAGAAUCACAAGAAAGAAUAUCAACUAUUGAAUCUGGACAAACAACAACUGCUCCAACACUUCCAGAGGAUGAAAGAAUGUCAGUUGAUGUUAUUAAACCAACAACUAUUGAAAAGCCAAUUUUAGAAGAUAAAAAAAUUGAAAUAACAAAACCAAAAGAAAUUGUACCUUUGACAAGUGAUAUUCCACAAGAAAUUAAACCAGAUAUCAAGACAUUUAAUAUACGUCAAACUGGAAAUGUUUUACAAAGAGAUAUUGUCAAGACACCAGAUGAAGUUGCUGAUUUACCAGUACAUGAAGAAGUUGAUCCACAUCUUUAUAAAAUGGAUGAUGAUUUUGAAAAACCAAAAGAAGAAAAAUCACCACCAUCACAACAAGAUGUUAAAGUUACUGCACCAACAGUACAAGAUGUUAAAGUUCCAAGUCCAAAAGAACAAAAAGGUUUUCAAAGUUUUUUCGGUUCAAUUGCUGAUAAAUUUGAAAAAGGAAUGGAUAAAUUAACUGGAAAAACAAGAGGUGAUUCUGAUAAAGAUAUUGAUGAAAAAUCAUCAUCAAAAUCUGGUUCACCAAAAGAAGAUAAACGUCAAAUUCCAAUUGUCACAGCUGAUACACAAAUUGUAUCAGAAGAAAUUAAAAAAAUUGAAUUAUCACCACAAAAAAGUCCAGUUGAUGAUCAAUCAAAACAAAAAGAAUUACACAUUGAGGAAAAAUCUAAAGACAUUGCCAAGACAGUUGAAGCACCAGAAGAUUUAGAAGAUGUUGAAGCUCUUAUUGAGGAAGCUUCUAAAAAAUUUAAAACUGUUAAAGACAGUUUACAUGAUUCAUUGGAAUCACUUGAGGAUAAAUUAGCUGAAGAAGAAUUUAAACGUUCAAAAGAAAUGGCUGAAAAUAUAAAAGAUGAAAUACAAGGAACUCUUGAUGAAGUGGUAGGUAAAUUGGAACAAAUACGACCAGAAUUUGAAAUUCCCAAAGAAUCAGAUGAGAUAAAAUUAGCUGUUGUUGAUUCUACUAAAGUCUUGCAAGACAAAGAUGAUGUCGAAGAAGAAGAAGAAGAAGAAGAGUCAGAUAUUCCAUUUAAAAAUGUCAAAGGAGCUGUACUUGAUGUUGGUGGUGUACUAGCUGGUACUGCUGGUAUUCUUAUUGAAGAAAAACCCAAAGACGUUGUGGAAAUUGUUAAAAAAGUAGCUGAAGUACUUAGUGAAGAUGAUUUUCUCUCUAAUAAAAUUCUUUUCAAAGAUGACGAUGGUAAAUAUGUUGAAAAAUCAAUGGAUAAAAAAUCUCCAGAACAGACAGAGAUACAAGAAGAAUUGUGUAGAAAAAAAUCGAGUGCUAGUAUUGCUGAUUUAGCUUCACCAAGCAAAGAAAUAAUGUCUGAUAAAGAUGCAGCAAAAGCUAUGUGUAAAGAUUUAUUGAAAGAAGAUAUUAUAAUGACAAAAUCAAGUGAUGAUAUUCAUGAUUAUGGUGUUGAUGUUGUUACAGCUGGUAUUGAGGAAAUUUGUCACAAAGUACAACUUCCUGAACCUGAAGAAAAACCUUCAACUGAAUUUGAUCCUUCAGAAAUAAUAAUGGAACAUAAAAAAGCACCAGAUACUGCUGAGCAUGUUAUUGUUAGUCCAGACUCACAGCCACCAUCACCAAAAUAUCCAACUGAUAAAAUACAAUCAAAAUCAGAUGAAAAAGAUGAAAUUGAAACAGUCAUAAGUCAUCAUGAAAAUAUUACAGAAAUAAUUGAAGAACUUGUGUUUAUUAAAAAUAAAAAAAUAACUAUUGAAAUAAUUGAAUAUAUCAGGGUUAUCAAGAGAGUAACUAGAGAACAUGUUAUAAAUAUUAUUGAAGAAAUAAUAUUAAAAAAAAAUAUACCACGUAAUUAUGUGGUAGAUGAUGGAGUAUUGGAUGAUGAAUCAAUUGAACAUGAAGAUGAAAUUGAAGCUUCAAUUGCCAGUGAAAAAUUAUUGGCUGAUAUUGAAUCAGAAAUUAUCAAUGAAUACGUUAUGAAAAAUAAAAAAAUAACUAAAACAAUUAUUGAAGAGAUUCAUAUACGUAGAAAAAUUCCAAUAAGAAUUGUCAUUGAAAUUAUUGAAAGUAUUGUGCUUAUGAGAAAAAUUAGAAGACAGUCAAUUGUCGAUGUUGCUGAUACUGUUUGGAAUGAGUUAAAAUCCACAGUAGAAAUUGAGUCAGAUCUGGAGGAUGAACAAGAGGAUAAGCCAGAUGAUAAAAUACCUGAAAAAAUAGAAAUAGAUUCUUCAAUAAUAGAUGAAGCAACAAGAACAAAUAUUGAACAAGAAAUUGUGACUGAGUAUGUUGAUAAACAAAAAAAAAUAACUGAGACUGUCAUUGAAGAAAUUCAUACUCGACAUAAAAUACCAGUGAGAAUUGUCAUUGAAAUUAUUGAGCACAUUGUGUUAAUAAGAAAAAUAUCACGACAUUCAAUUGUCGAUGUUGCUGAUGCUGAUUGGAAUGUCAUGAAAAAUUCAAAUGAAUAUAAAAUAAAACCAGAAGAAAAAGAAAAGGAUAAACCAAUUGUCAGUGAUGCAAUUAAAUCAGAAAUUGAGUCAAUAAUUAUGAAUGAAUAUAUUAGACAUGAAAAAAAAAUAACAGCAAAUAAUAUUGAAGAAAUUCAUAUGAAAAAAAAUAUUCCAAUAAAAAUAAUAAUUGAAGUUAUUGAUAGAAUAACAAUAACUAAAAAAAUUCCACGUAAAUCAAUUGUUGAUUUUUCUGAAACAAUUUGGGAAGAAUUAAAAGCUUCAAAGCCACUUAAAAUUGAUACAAAAGAAGAAGAAGAAAAAGAACUUCUUGAUAGUUUUGUUCAUGUACAAUCAAAUGAUACUAUUGAAAAAGUUAAUUUACAAACAGAAAAAACUGAUGAUUUUGAGGCAGUUGAACAAGAAUACAAAGUUACUGGAAUAAAAGAAUUAAUUGUUAAAGAUAAAAUUACAGAUGAGUAUGACGAUGACGAAGAAGAAGAAGAAGAAGAAGAAGAAGAGGAUGGGUAUGAAAGUGAAGGUGACCUCAGUGAAAUAAUUGAAGCUGAUGAAAAAUUAGCUGACGAUAUUUUAGAUGACAAUGAUGAUAAUAAAAUUGACCCUGAUAAAUUAAAGCCAUCUGAUAAAAUUAAAGUGGAUAUAAAAGAUGAAAAAAUCAAUAUUCAAGAUGAGAAUAUUAAUAAAUUAUCAACUGAACUUGAUGAAAGUAAUGAAGCUCCAACAGUUAAAAGAAUGAUUGUAACAGCAACGAGUGAAGAUGGUGGUGAAGAAAUUGAAGUUUGUCCAAGUGGUAGUAUUACAUUUACUAAAUCAGCAAGUCCUGAUGAUUCACUCAGAGCAUCACCUGUAAAAACAACAAUAGAUAAAGAUUCGCUUCAAUCAACUGAAAGUUUCACUGAUAAAGAUAGUCUUGAUAAAACAAGUAUCAAUGACUCCAAGACAUUUGACGAUAGCAUUGAAAAAUCAACAUUUGAUGAUAAAAAAACUAAUAUUCCUGAAAUGAUUAAUAAUAAAGACAACAAAGAACUUUAUUUAGAAGUUGAUAGCAAAUCAUUGGAACAAUUUGAUGAUUCUUCACCAGCUGAAAGUGUAUUUGACGUGUCAUUAUUAAGUACAUCUAAAGAUUUAUCAAAAAUUGAAAUAACUGAGUCGAAAAUUUCAUUAGAUGAUGUUAAAGCUGACAUUAAAAAAUCUCCAGAGUCUGAUGUUCAAAGUGAGAAAGAUAAAAUUGAUAUGACACUCGAUAAGUCAAGGUCUUCUAGUAUUUCAUCAAUAUCAAUAGAAGAAAAAGUUAAAAUUGAUGAAAAGAAAGAUGAUAUUAAAUUAUCGAGUAGUAUGAUUGAUGCCAAAGAAAAAGAACAUGAUAUAUCACCAAUAAAAGAUUCAAUUGAAAAUUUAAAUGCAUCAAAAAAAGACAGUUCACCAAUAGAUGAAAAGCUAAAAGAUAUUACGACUGAUAUUAAAUUAUUAUCUGAGAUUGACGCUAAAGCCGAGGAUAAAAAAAUAGAAAUUGAAAAAGAUAAUAAAAAAAGUGAUGAUGAAAAUAAAAGCUCGAGUUCAAUCAAUACUUUUAAUGUCAAAGACGAGAGCUCAAUCCAUCAGACUGAUGCAAUUGAAUUUGACAAAGUUAAAGGGAUUUUUGAUGUCGAUGAAAAAUCAUCCAUUACACAGAGUGAAAAAACUUUUGAUAAAGAAAAAGAAAAAGAAACUUUGGAAAUUAGAAAAGAAAGUCCAACAACUGAUAAAAAAUUAGAUGAUAAAAAAACACCAAGUCCAUUAACUGAUAGUGAUAAACAAACAGUUAUUUCAACUGAUAUUUCACCAGUUGAAAAAAUAAAUUUAUCUGUCGAUGAAAAAUUAGAUAAAUUAAGUGACAUUAAGUCUGAUAUAUUUGGUAUUGAUCGUGUGACUACUCCAAGCCCACACAGUGAAGUUGUUAAAGGGGAUGAUGUUAAACAAGUUGAAGCAGUUUCAGCUGAAUCAUCAAGAGAUAUUUCACCAGCACGAAAAGAAAGCAUUAGUGUUGAAAAAAUUGAUGAAAUAAAAAAAGAAAUUGAUGAUAAAAAAUUACCAGACCAAGUUGUUGAGGAUAAAAAAUUAUUAGAAUUACAUGCUGAUGAUUUUUCACCUGUAAAGGGUGACGUGCUACAAAUUUCUCGUCAAUCAAUUGAUUUUACUGCUGAUCAUUUGGAGAAAGGAAAAUCACCUAGUCCUCUUGCUGAAAGCAUCAAGUCUGCCAUUUCGUCUGGACCAGUUUCACCAGUUAAGGAUCAAGCUCUCCAACAAGCUGUUGAUGAUAAAAAAUCUUCAAGUCCAUCAAUUGAUGCUGCUAAAUCUCCGACAUUACCUCAAGAUAUUUCUUCAAGUGGAAAAGACAGUCUCAGUGCUGAAGAAAAAGACAAAUCUUUGGAUGAUAUUGUCGGUCAAAAAACACCUCUUUCUGAUGCUGCAAAAUCAGCAGCAUCAUCUAGAGAUAUAUCACCAAUGAGAAAAGAAAGUAUUGUACAAGAUGAUAAAGAAAAAUUAGAUGAUGCAAAACUUGAUGAGAAAAAAAUUGAUGAUAAAAAAAUAACUGCUGAUAAAACUGAAGAUAUAAAAAUUGAAGAUAUAAAAUUACCUCAAGCAAGUCUUGGUGAUAUUAAAUUAUCAAUUUCUUCACAAGAAAUUUUGCCAAUUGAAAAAGAUAAAAUUCUAUUACCCGAGGAAAAAAUUAAAUCAAGUGAUAAAAUUCAAGAAAAAGAAAAAGAUGAAGACAAUAAAAAAGAUAUGGAACAAAUUGAUGCAAUUGACAUCAAAUUUUCAUUGCAAGAUACUAAAGAAGAUAUAAAAAAAUUGUCUGUUGAAUUAUCUCCCUCGGGACUUGAAGAUAAAAAAUCUAUUGAAGAAAAAAUUGACACAAAAUCACCAAGCCCAAGUAUAAGUGAAGCCAAAUCAAUAUCAUCACCAAAAGAUGUAUCUCCAGUUGAAAAAAUGUCUUUAGAAAAAGCUGGAGAUGUUGAUUAUAAAAAAUCACCAAGUCCAGUUGUUGAGAGUGUAAAAUCUUUAGCAGCUUCAGGUGAUCAUUCACCAAUCAAGCAAGAGAGCCCCUCUCACGAUGAUAAAAUUCCAACAAGUCAAUUGUCAGAGCUUGAAGAAAAAACUAAAAGCCCAAUUGUUGAAAUUUCAAAAGCAUCAAUGUCACCUGAUAAUGUAUUGUCAAUAAGAAAAGAAAGUUUAACUAUUGAUGACUCUUUAAAAUUGGGACAAACUGAUGAAGUAAUUGACAAAAAAUCACCAAGCCCAGUUUUAGAAAUUAGCAGCAGCACUGUUAAAGCACCAGACUCUCCUAAAGAAAUUACAUCAUUAAAAUUAGGACAAGUUGAAGAAUCAUUAGAUAUAAAAUCUGCCAGUCCUACAGAUAAGACUGGAAAAUCAUCAGCAUCAACACGUGAUGUAUCACCAGUUGGAAAAGAUAUUUCAUUACAAAAUGAACCGGAAAUAUUUAGUCAAGAUGCAAGAAAAUCAAUAGACUUAAAACUUGAAGACCUCCAGGUUGAUAAAAAACAAUCAACAAGUCCAAUAAUAGACAGUAUAAAAUCAUCUCCAUCAUCUAAUGAAAUUUCAAUAGAUAAAAAAGAUAUUUCAUCAUUAAAAGAAGUUACUAAAAUUGAACAGACUGAUGGAGCAACUGAUAAAAAGUCUCCAAGCCCAAUUGCCGAGAGUAACAAAUCAUCAUCACCAACCUGUGAUAUUUUAUCAGUAAAAAAUGAAUCAAUAAAUAAAUCAUCAUCUCAAUCAAUUGAUUUAAAUAUUGAUAACGUCCAAAUUGUUAAUAAAUCACCAAGUCCAGCUGAGAGUAUUAAAAGUUCUGUAUCACCUGUUGAUAUUUCACCAGUUAAAAAAGAAAGCCUAGUCCACGAUGAACCUUUACCAUCGAUCCAAACUCCAAGGCAAUCAAUUGAUAUUAAACUUGAUGAAAUUACUACAGGCAAUAAGUCUCCAAGUCCAAUCGCCGAAAGCAUUAAAUCAUCAAUAUCAUCACCACAUGAUUUAUCACCAAUAAAAAAAGAUAUUAAAUCAUUUGAACAUGAAAUUUUAGAUGAUAAAAAAUUAAAUGAUUUUCCAAUUCAUCAGCUUCUUAAAGCUGAGGAUAAAAAAAUUGAGGCCAUUGAUGAUAAAGAAUUAUCAUCUGUUUUAACUAGUGAUGUUAUUAAGCCAACAUCUUCUUCUUCUCCUCAAGAUAUUCCAGCAGAUAAAAGACAUAGUUUAGUGUUUGAUGAAGCAGUUGUUAAAAAAACUGAGGAAGUAAUUGUCUCUGUUGAUGUGAAGAGUGACAAAACGCCUGAAAAAAUAAUUACUUUAGUUGGUGAAAGUGUAACGUUGUCUAGUGGAUCAGACGGUAUUCCACAAGCAGAAAAAGAAAGUCCAAUAUUGGAAAAAUUACCAGAGGAUAUAAAAUUAUCAAUUAGUCCAGUUACUGAAAUAAUUAAAUCAUCAAUAUCACCUCAGGAUAAAUCUCCAGUUGAAAAAGAAAUUAAUGAUCCAGAAGAAAAAGAAAAAUCAAUUGACAAACCUAAAAGUCCAGCUACAUCUCAAGAUUCUUCACCUGAUAAAAAAGAAAGCAUGGUUUUUGAAGAAAAAGAAAAAGACUUGGAUGGUAGUCGUUCACGAUCAUCCAGCAUGGUAACUGAAUAUUCAUUUGAUAAAAAAGAAGAUACAAUUCAUGAUAAAAUUAAAGAUCUUGAUUCUAUUGUUGAUAUCGGUUCGUCAAUAAUUCUUGAAGCAUCAGAAGAUAUUUCUAAAAUUUUAAUUGAAGGCAAACAAGAAAUUAAUGAUGGAAAAAAAUAUUUAGAUGAAAAAAUAAAAGAAACAAUUGAAAUGGGUUCGUCAAUAAUUUCAGAUAUAUCAAAAGCAAUUUUAACAACUGACAUUAAACAUGAAGUUCAUGAAGCAGAUAAAGAUCAAGAUGCAACACGUUCUAGAUCAUCUAGCAUGGCAUCUGAAUAUUCAUUUGAUAAAAAAGAAGAUAAAGUAAUUGAUAAUAAAACAGAUGUUAAAUCGAAUGUUGAUAUAAUUUCCUCCACAGCUGAAGAAAAAAUUAUUUCAACAACUGAAGUUAAAGAUAAACUUGAAAUUCAUGAUGAUAAUAAAGAUCUUGAUGCUCGUUCGAGAUCUUCCAGCAUGGCUUCAGAAAUUUCUGUUGAUAAAAAAGAUGAAGUGAAAAAAGAAAAAGAAGAAAUUAAAAGUGCAAUUGAUAUGACUGCGUCAAUGAUACUAGAACCAUUAAAAAUAAUUUCUCAAGCUGUGACUGAUGUUAAACAUGACAUUCGUGAAGCAGAAAAAGAUAUUGGUGCUCGCUCUAGAUCAUCUAGCAUGGCAUCUGAAUUUUCUGUUGAUUUAAAAGACGAAAAAUUAAAAGAAAAACAAGAUAUUAAAUCUGCAGUUGAUAUGACUGAAUCAAUGAUAAUAGAACCAUCAAAAAUAAUUUCUAAAACUGUGACUGAAGCAGAAAAAGACAUUGGUGCUCGUUCCAGAUCAUCUAGCAUGGCCUCAGAAAUUUCUGUAGGCCAUCAAGACGAAAAAACAGAAAGAAAAGAAGAUAUAAUAAAAUCCAAGGUCGACAUGAGUUCGUCAAUGAUACUAGAAGCAACAAAAACUAAAGCUGAUGAUAAACUUGACACUCAAGAAGCACAAAAAGAUCUUGAAGCUCGAUCUAGGUCAUCUAGCAUGGCUUCUGAAUACUCUUUUGAUAAAAAAGAAGAAAAAAUAAUUAACAAAGUUGAUAUUAAAUCUACUGUUGAAGUGGCACCAUCAACAGAUGAAGAAAAAAUUACUUCAAAAAUUCAACUUGAUGAAAAACAUGUAGCUUGUGAUGAUGAUAUAAAUUUGGGAACUCGAUCAAGGUCAUCCAGUGUAGCAUCUGAAUUUUCAGCUGAUAAAAAAGAUGGGACAACAAAAGAAAAAGAAGAUAUUAAAUGUGUUGUUGAUAUGAGUGCAUCAAUGAUACUAGAACCAUUAAAAAUAAUUUCUGAAACUGUGAGUGAUGUUAAACAUGAUGUUCAUGAAUCAGAAAAAAAUCUGGCUUCUCGAUCAAGAUCAUCUAGCAUGGCAUCUGAAUUUUCUGUUGAUUUAAAAGAUGAAAAAUUAAAAGAAAAAGAAGAAAUAAAAUCUACUAUUGAUAUGACUGCAUCAAUGAUACUAGAACCAUUAAAAAUAAUUUCUGAAACUGUAAGUGAUGUUAAACAUGAUAUUCAUGAAGCAGAAAAAACCCUUGCAUCUCGAUCAAGAUCAUCUAGCAUGGCAUCUGAAUUUUCUGUUGAUUUAAAAGAAAAACAAGAUGACAAAUCUGCUGUUGAUAUGACUGCAUCAAUGAUACUAGAACCAUCGAAAAUAAUUUCUAAAACUGUGACUGAUGUUAAAUAUGAUAUUCAUGAAGCAGAAAAAGACAUUGGUGCUCGUUCCAGAUCAUCUAGCAUGGCCUCAGAAAUUUCAGUUGGCCAUCAAGACGAAAAAACAGAAAAAAAAGAAGAAAUUAAAAGUGCAGUUGAUAUGACUACAUCAAUGAUAAUAGAACCAUCAAAAAUAAUUUCUAAAACUGUGACAGAUGUUAAACAUGAUACUCACGAUGAACAAAAAGAUAUUGCUGCUCGUUCCAGAUCAUCCAGCAUGGCUUCAGAAAUUUCUGUUGACAAAAAAGAUGAAGUAAAAAAAGAAAAAAAAGAAAUUAAAAGUGCAAUUGAUAUGACUGCGUCAGUAAUACUAGAACCAUUAAAAAUAAUUUCUCAAGCUGUGACUGAUGUUAAACAUGACCUCCAGGAUGAACAAAAAGAUAUUGGUGCUCGUUCUAGAUCAUCCAGUAUGGCCUCAGAAAUUUCAGUCGGCCAUCAAGACGAAAAAACAGAAAGAAAAGAAGAUAUGAUAAAAUCCAAGGUAGACAUGAGUUCAUCAAUGGUACUAGAACCAUUAAAAUCUAAUGACAAAGAAAAACAUGAUAUUCAAGAAGAAAAAAAAGAUUUAGCAUCAAGAUCUAGAUCAUCCAGUAUAGCAUCUGUUGACAUGAAAGAUGAAAAAACAAAAGAAAAAUCAGAAAUAAAAUCAACAGUCGACAUGAGUUCAUCAAUAAUAAUGGAAAAACCAAAAACAACAUCGACAUCUGAAACUAAAGAUACACAUGAAGAAGAAAAUGAUAAUGCACCACGAUCCAGAUCAUCUAGCAUGGCAUCUGAAUAUGCCUUUGAUAAAAAAGAUGAAAAAAUUGACAUGACUUCUUCUAUGAUUUUUGAUAAACCAAUAUCAUCAAAAGUUGAUGAUAAAAAAGAUAUUCACGAUGAUGAUAAAGAUCUUGCAAGUCGUUCACGAUCAUCAAGCAUGGCCUCUGAAUUUUCCUUUGAACGAAAAGACGAAAAAACAAUUGAUAAAUUUGAUAAAAAGCCAACAAGUACUGAAAUGACCUCAUCGAUAAUUGUAGAUACAUCAAAAACAUUAUCAAAACCUGAGCUUGAACUUGAACAUGAUAUUCAUGAGGAAGAUAAAGAUUUGGCUUCUCGAUCAAGGUCAUCUAGUAUGGCUUCUGAAUUAUCACACGAUAAAAAAGAUGAAAAAUUAGAUUUAAAAUCGAAUAUACCAUUGCAUGAAGAAACAACAUCAAAAUCAAAACGUGAAUCACUUGUAUCUGAGGCUGAAUUAACAUUGAAAAAAACACCUUCACCAGCUCCAUCACAUCAUGAAGAUGAUGUAAUUCAUGAAACACCAUCACGUGAUAGAUCAAGAUCACACAGUUUAUUUGAAAGUGCUGAAAAAUUACCAAUUGGUCGUUCUCGUGCAGCAAGUCUUUUUGAGGAUGAUAUAUUUACAAAAAGUACUUCAAGAAAAUCAUCGGGUCUUGCUGAUUUUCAUGAAGAGCAUCACACUGAAUCAAGCACCAAAACAACAGUCAAGGAUGACUUUGAAGAUUCAAUAACAAAUAGAAAAGACGUUGAACGUUAUAUUAUAAGUCAAUAUGUAUCGAGAAAAAAGAAAAUAAAUAAAGUAACAUUUGAAGAAAUAGUAUCACUGUAUGAUGUACCAAGUUAUAUUGUCAUUGAAAUAAUACAUGGUAUAUGUGAUGAAGGUCGCAUUCGUAGGGAAUCAGUUAUUGAUUCAGACCUUAAAGUUGAGGAUUAUUCAAGUGAAAAAAUUGAUAAUGUUAAAGAAUCAGAAAUGUCUUAUGUAAAACGUAUUGAUACAGAAAAUUAUAUAACUGAUGAAUAUAUACGUAAAAAUAAAAAAAUUAAUUGGAAAAUAAUUGAAGAAAUAUCAAUAAUAAAAGGUAUUAAUGUCGAUUUAAUUCUCGAGAUAAUUGAAUAUUUAAUUGUUCAACGAAAAAUAACAAGAGAAUCAUUAAUUGAUGAUGAUGUUUUUGGUGAACAAUCUAUUGACAAAAAAUCAACAGUGAUCAAAGAAGUUGAGAAAGAAGAAGAAGAAGAUGAAGAAGAUGAUGAUGAUGAAAUUCAACGAGAAAAAUCAAGUAGAGUUUAUUCAGAUGUGGAACACAGUUAUCCUGGUGAAUUAACACCACCAGAAUAUGAUUCAAGAAAAGAAAAUAUUCAACGACAAGUAUUUGAUGAUACUUAUGAGAGUCAAUUUCACAAGGCAUUUGUUGGAGGAAUGACAGAAAUUCGUACAACUCAUAUAACAACACUGUCUGGUAAAACAACACCAGAUGUUGGAACAAGAGUUGAUACACCAGAUUCAUUUACAGAUUCUGUUGCAUCUGGUACAACUGAAAAAAUUUUAAAAGAAACUAAAAUUCAAUCAGAGCCAUUGUCUGUCAAACAAACAAUUGUUACUGAAUCUCAGCAACAAGAACAACAACAGACAGAGUAUGAAACAAUUGUCAAAAGAUCAGAUCCAAUUGUUAUAAAAAGAACAAUUGUAACUGACGAGGGACCAGAGUAUCAAACAGUUGUUAAAACAAUUGAGCCAACAAUAAUAAAACGUACUGUUGUAAAUGAGGAUGAACCUGAAUAUGAAACUCAGACAAUUAUUAAAAAAACAAUUGUACGUGAAGUAAUUGAGGGAGACGACGAUGAUGAUGAUGAUGAUGUUGUUAAUGAUGAUGAAGAAAUAAUGAUUGAUGACUACAAAGGAAUAUCAAAAGCUGAAAUUGAUGAUAAAUUAUCACAAAUGAUGAGUAAAUCAUUGGGUCAAUCAUCAUCAGGUCGAUCAACUCCAGAUAGAAUUAGAGAUUCUUCAGUAUCACGAGCAAGUACUGGUACACCAGACAGUUUUUGUUCAAGUGAAGUUAUAAGAACAACAAUAACUAAAACACGAACAGUGUCAGGUGAGGGUGAAAUUAUAACAACAACAAAAGAAGUUACUGAAACAACAAAUGAACGAGGUGAAACAGUUGUUUUAGAAGAAAAAAUUGAUGUAAAAACAACAACAGCUGAAACAGGAAUAGACACAAGUCAACAACAACAAAAACAACAACAACAACAUGAUGAGUCAGAUGAAGAAGAAGAAGAUCCAUUAUCUGGUAAAUCUCAAAUACAUCAUGAUGAUAAAAAAAUUGAUUUUACAACAGCAGAUAUGAGUAGUAGUUUUUAUGGUAAAUUACCAGAUGUUCCACAAGAAAUAAGACACAAUAUUGAGUCUGAAUCAAAAGAAUUAACAACUAAAAAAUCAACAAUUGAAGAAAAAAUUGAAAGUUCAAGUUCAACAGUAAAAAAAGUAAUAACUGAAGUUGGUGGUAGUGGUGGUGUAGCUAAAGAAUUAAAAGAAGAACAUGAUAAGGAUGAUGAUCCACUUAAAGAAUGGGGUACACCACUUAAAUUACCAUCACCAGAAAAACCACAAAAAUUUAAUUUACGUACAACACCAAUUGUCAGAAAUUCUAUUGACAUGUCACCUGAUUCAUUAAAUUUUGAUGUUAUUAAUAAUUGGGGUGAACCAUUAAGAUUACCAUCACCAGCACCAACAACAACAACAACAACAACUGAUGAUGCAUCAAAUAAAAAUAUUGUAACAACACCAAAAAAAGAAAAAAAACAACCAAUAAAUAAAAUUGUUAAUGAAAAUAUUAAAAAUAAUAAAAAAAGAUCAGAUAGUCCUGCUGGUAAGGAUAAAAAAAAAGAAAUUAAAAUACAACCAGUUUAUUUAGAUUUAACAUAUGUACCACAUCAUGGUAAUUCAUAUUAUGCAUCAUUAGAUUUUUUUAAACGUAUAAGAGCAAGAUAUUAUGUAUUUAGUGGAACUGAGCCAAGUCGAGAAGUUUAUGAUGCAUUAUUAGAUGCCAAGAAAACAUGGGAAAACAAAAGUCUUGAGGUAACAAUGAUCCCAACAUAUGACACUGAUACUCUUGGCUAUUGGGUGGCUGACAAUGAAGAAGCACUUGCUGCAAAUCACAUUGACUUGUCACCAUCAGCAUCACGUUGCACAAUUAAUCUUCAAGACCAUGAAACAAGUUGCAGUGCUUAUCGACUUGAAUUUUAAAUAACAAAUAAUUAUGCUCAGCAUUUAUACCUAUAUUGUUAAACUCUUUAAGCCAAUUAAAUUUUCAUCAUGAGGCUUCAUUUAUUUCAUAAUAACAUCAAAAGCUAAUAAAAUUUAUUUAGCAAAUUAUUGAAAUAAAUAAAAAUACUUAUAUUCAAUUACAUUUUUGCUAAUCGGCUAAUUACUAUUUUAAAAAAAAAUCACAUAACUGAUUGGAAUAAACAAAAGAUAAUUAAACUUACUUCUAUCAGCUUGUUUAAUUAACAAGUUUAAUUUUUGAUGCAGCACAAAUACUUAUCUUUAAUAUAAAAAAAAUGAAAAAAAUAUAAAAAAAUAAUUUAAAUAAAAAGGGUGAAUAUAUUAAUAUAUGUGGUAGAUGAUUUAUAGACGAUAUAGUUCGUCUGUAAGUGGGCCUUAAGUACUGUCACUCGUUGGAGAAAUUAUAGAAAUUUACCAGAAUAAUAAUUAAGAAAAGCAAAAAUAAAAUAAAAUAAUGAUUUUUGUUUGAUCCCGACUGUGAGACAUGUAAAAAUAAUAUUGUGAUAAAAAUUUAGCGAUUGUUGAACGAUAUUAAAUAUGCGCUAUAACAAUUUAUUUAUUGUUAAUUGCACUAACGUGAUGUUUGACUCCCUAAAAAAAAGAAAAAUAUAAUAAAUUUAUUUACCAAUUUAUUUUUAUUAUUAUAAAGCUGUUUUGCUAUUUUUAAAAUCAUUUAUUUCAGUUUUAAAUUAAUAUUAUUUUGAUAAAAAUUAAAUUAAACGAAUAACCAAAUAUGUCUAGUCAGACUUUACAGCGAAUUUUCUUAAUUAUAAAUAUAUAAUAUCAAUUUCCAUUCGUACUUGAAAGAUUUUAAAUAAACAAAGUUAAUUUAACAAAAAAACAAAAAAAAAACUUUGGCUUCCUUAGAGAGCAAGAGAGACACACAGUGGAAGAAAAUAAUUAUAUUAUUAUGGAUUACAUAAUAAACGGAUGAGCUUAAAAAAAUAAUAAUAAUAAAUAUUUAAUAAUUAAUUAGCAUUCAUAAUAAAUAUUUAAUUGUAUAUUUAAAAAAAUAUCUACGAUACAAUUGUUUAACUUUCCAUAAAUAAUAUUUAAUAACAAAAUAUUUAUCACAGUUAUUAAAUUAUAUAUAAAGGCUUGAUUAAUUAAUUUUAAAAAAAUUAUAACAUGGCCUAAAAUUGGAUGACAUUAUUUAAAAAAGAAAUAUAUUAUUUAAAAUAAAUAAGUGAUAGUAAUGAAAGUCAGGUUGAUGAAAAUUAUUUUAUCUUAUUAAUCAACAAUUAACAAAAAUAAAAAAAGACAAGCUUAUUAAAUCACCCUAAUAUUAUUACUAAAUUUAUUUAUUAUUUUUAUUAAUUUAUGUUUUUUUUUUUGCUGGAAAAUUGAAACGCAGGAUUUGAUAAAGAGCUUGAUGAUAAAAAUUAAAAAUCACAAGAAGUGAGUGCUUUUUAAACGGUUGCCUAAACAUUUUAAAAUAUUUAAUUAAAAAUGAAAAUCAAAAGAAUAAAAAAAAAAAUGAAAAUAUUUAAAGUUAACUAUUGGUGCAUAAAUAUUAUCAAAAUUAUAAAUUAAUUUAUUAUAAAAUUAAUUGUCUCUGUAAGGAAGUAAGAAUCAAAUUAUAAAAAUUUCAAAAAAAUAUAUAAAAAAAAGAAAAUAAUAAUUGCAAUAAAAUAAUUAUUGCUUUAUUGUUUUAUUUUUUUUUUUAGGGGGUUAACAACGAGGAAAAUAACAAUGCUUCCAAAUUAAAUAACACAAUGAAUAAUUAUGUUUUUCAAUGGCGCAAAAAUAAUAAUAAAUAAUAGAAAAGACAAAAGAAAAAAAAAAAAGAAAAAGGAUAAAUUA